AAAAUCUUACACGUGUUAAUUUUAGAGAAAAAAUAAAAAUAAAAGUGGACCCACUUUUCGUUGUUCAUGCUUCAACCACGCCAUGUCUUACACGCCACAACCUCAACCUCACGCCACUCCACUCAUCUUCUGCUUCUUCACUCACUCGGACUAAAAUCGACCAAGUCACUCAGUUUCGGACUUUCAAUCCCUGAUGAGUCUCGCUCUGAAGGAGCCCAUGAAACCCACUUUGCUUGUUUCUUUUCUUCUUCAUUUUCUGGUUCUGUUAUCCCAUGCGACGACGGACCAUGAUGCCGAUUCCGGUAGCAGCGGCACCAGUAUAGUUUUCACCACGCUUGGCAGACUAGACUACGCCUUCGACAUCUUCAGCCUUCCCAUUCAAAACCCACCCUCUGAAACCCGCGAAACCAAAAUCACUGAUGGUCAAUCGGUGAAUUUCAAUGGCCACUUUCCAUCUCCAUCAUCGAUCUCUCUCCUGCGCAAUCGGACUCUGAUUCGAACCGUCGGUGGACGACCUGACGCACCGCCUCUGCAACUCAUCUAUGUAACCGAGAGAGAUGGGUUGUCUAAUAUAUACUAUGAUGAGGUUUAUUCCGACGAUCUUUUCCCCCAAAUCGCUGGAAAAAGAUCUGCUCUCGAAGUUCGGAAUCGAGUUCAGAUACCUUUGUUGGAUUUGAAACAGAGCGAACAUCGAGCUUCUAUGAAAGACAAACCCAGUUUGACCGGAGAUUACUUGGUCUACGUUUCGACCCAUGAGGAAUCCGGCGAGGCCAGGACGAGUACGGCUGCUGUGUACUCCACCGAGUUGAAAUCCGGCGUGACUCGGAGACUGACUCCGUACGGUGUCGCUGAUUAUAGCCCUUCGGUUUCGCCUUCUGGGGAUUGGACGGCCGUCGCUUCGUACGGACCAAAAGGAUGGCAAGGUGAGGUUGAGGAACUCAGUACGGAUAUCUAUGUUUUCUUGACUCGGGAUGGGACUCAGCGAGUCAAAGUGGUUGAACACGGUGGUUGGCCUGCUUGGGGAGACGAGAGGACUCUGUAUUUCCACCGGAGAGGAGAAGAUAAGUGGUGGAGCAUUUACAGAGCGAUUCUUCCGAAAACCGGUCCGAUUUCCACCGAAUCGGUGGUCGUUGAGCGAGUCACCCCGCCGGGUCUCCACGUCUUCACUCCGGCGACAUCCCCGGGGAACAAAAAGUUCAUCGCCGUUGCAACGAGAAGACCAACUUCUCAGUUUCGCCACAUAGAGCUCUUCGACCUCAAAACCAACGAGUUCAAAGAGCUGACUCGUCUUGUGUCGCCAAAAUCCCACCAUUUGAACCCGUUCAUCUCGCCCGAUGCAACCCGGGUCGGGUACCACCGUUGCAGAGGACAAGAAAAUGGAAGAGGAAGCUCCAACUCCAAGCUCGUACUUCAGAACCUUCCAAGCCCAGUUCCGGAGAUCUCUCUCUUCCGAAUCGACGGUUCCUUCCCGAGUUUCUCACCCGCCGGUGAUCGUAUCGCUUACGUCGACUUCCCAGGUGUUUACAUCAUUGAUCCUGACGGUCAGAAUCGACGCCAGGUGUACGAAGCAACCGCCUUCUCCACCUCGUGGGACCCAGUUCGCAAAGGGAUCAUAUACACCAGUGCUGGACCCGAAUUUGCCACUGUGAGUACGGAGGUUGACAUCAUAUCCAUCGACAUUAACGAUGUUGACCAACCAGCCGUCAAGAAGUUGACCACCAACGGCAAAAACAAUGCUUUCCCUUCAGCUUCACCCGAUGGUAAAUGGAUCGUCUUCAGGUCGGGUCGGACCGGGUACAAAAACCUGUACAUAAUGGACGCUGAGAAUGGAGAGAAAAGCGGGCUCCGCAGGCUAACCGAAGGUCCAUGGUCCGAUACCAUGUGUAAUUGGUCGCCCGACGGUGAGUGGAUCGUGUUUGCUUCGGAUCGGGAUGACCCGGGUAGUGGGGGCUUCGAAUUGUACCUGAUCCACCCGAACGGAACCGGGUUGAGAAAAUUGAUACAAAGCGGGUCGGGUGGUCGGACCAACCACCCGUGGUUCAGUCCGGAUGGGAAGAGUGUAGUAUUUACCUCGGAUUACGCAGCUAUAUCAGCUGAGCCGAUAUCAAACCCACAUCAUUAUCAGCCUUACGGUGAGAUCUUCACGGUGAAAUUGGACGGGUCUGAUUUGAGGAGGUUGACGCAUAAUUCUUAUGAGGAUGGGACCCCGUUUUGGGUUCCGAAACGCAUCAAGGCCGUUGAUGUGGUGUGGCCUGAAGAUAAGCCACUGUGCGAAUUUGAGGAUUUGCACUGGCUGAAUGAGAUGCCAAGCCAAUUGUUUGGGGCUAAAGCCAGAUUUCCCAACAUGACUUAUCAGUGUGGUGUGUCGUUUUAGUUGAUCAAACAUUUUGUUUUAGGUUCUACUUUGUAUUUCAGGCUUGCAUAACGGUGUCUUUAUAUAUAUAUAUAUAUAUAUAUGUAUAUAUGAAUGUAGAAAUCGCCCACGAAACACAUUUUGUAACAUAUUGUAACAUAUAAUAACAGCAUGGAUUUGUUGUUGUA
This is a messenger RNA of Ziziphus jujuba (common jujube), 2541 nucleotides long. RefSeq lists its product as uncharacterized. The coding region runs from base 194 to 2374 and encodes 726 amino acids. The record is from RefSeq and is a predicted model, not a curated record. NCBI's taxonomy places the organism in Eukaryota, Viridiplantae, Streptophyta, Magnoliopsida, Rosales, Rhamnaceae. The transcript has a single exon.